This is a messenger RNA of Lasiosphaeria miniovina, 327 nucleotides long. RefSeq lists its product as uncharacterized. The transcript has a single exon. NCBI's taxonomy places the organism in Eukaryota, Fungi, Ascomycota, Sordariomycetes, Sordariales, Lasiosphaeriaceae. Bases 33 to 224 code for a protein of 63 amino acids. The record is from RefSeq and is a predicted model, not a curated record.
CGACAAGUCUCCGCACUUGAAGGAAACCUAAAAUGCCACGCUCUUCACCGUCCAACAUACCCUUGGCCCCCCCUUUUGCGCACGGUCCGUCACUGUUAGCUGCUAUUUCCUGGUUUUCUAUGGCUCGGUGGCAGGAGACCCCAAACCUUGGCAGCGCCGGGAUGUCACCUAGUCGCCCGCGUCGCGUGUAUGAUUGGCUAGCCAGCCUCUUAGGCUUCCGAUAACCUGGUUAUGAUCCCAGAAACCGAUUACACAGUCAGCGUGGCUCGGGGGGUGCACAUACUGGCCGAAUGUAGCCGGGGCCGCUUUUAGAAGGCCCAAUCGCAU